This is a messenger RNA of Fusarium pseudograminearum CS3096, 1020 nucleotides long. RefSeq lists its product as uncharacterized. Lineage: Eukaryota; Fungi; Ascomycota; Sordariomycetes; Hypocreales; Nectriaceae. Gene Ontology annotation, biological process: phosphatidylinositol metabolic process. Gene Ontology annotation, molecular function: phosphatidylinositol kinase activity. The transcript has a single exon. The record is from RefSeq and is a predicted model, not a curated record. Bases 1 to 1020 code for a protein of 339 amino acids.
AUGAAGAUUCGCUCUUCUCGCAUCUCCGUCUCAAUAGCAAAGGCAAUAUGCAAACGUCACGGCUCUUCAAAAAUAGGGCUCAUCAAAGCCAUCAACGCUUUUUUCCGCUUCUUCAAACUCUUCCUCUCGCGCUAUCGCUCCGUCGAUUUUCUAGCGCUGCGAAAAGAAGUCUGGCAAAUUGACGAAGACGAGUAUCACAUUUCUUUCGAGGCCGAUACCAAAGACUCGCUCUUGCCCAUCGGGGAUCUGGGUUAUAGCGGCUCUACUUUCUUCACCACAGCGAAUGAGAAGUAUCUCAUUAAGUCGCUGCCCAGACGCUUCGAACAUGAUUUCUUCGCCAAGGAACUACUGGACCCGUAUGUCAGACACAUGAAGAAUCAGCCGCACAGUUUACUCGUCCGUAUCAUGGAUCUCGUUUAUGCACCACACAAGUCUAUCGGUGGAAUGCUCGGUGCUGCGCCUACGCAUCACAUUGUCAUGGAGAAUUUGCUCUUCGGGAAGCCUCACGGUGAACAAGCCAAGACGUGGGAGACGUACGAUCUCAAGCCAAACGACUACUUCUUCCCUGAACGAGAUAUCGCAAACGGUGCUCUGGUGCCGGAUAGUGUGAUAGACCGUCUCGUUGACGAAUUCCCCGACAAAGUCCGCGUCACACGUCAGGCCAAAGAUGAGCUCCUCUCCCUCCUCUUCGCAGACUCAGCACUCCUAGCCUCCCACAACGCAGUCGACUACUCGCUCUUCCUCGUGCGGUACCCCGUGGGUAGCGAGGUACCAGUCGUGGAAUCCGAUGCAGGAAAUUGGCGGCGAGGAGUGGAUGAUGUGGAAGGAAAGUGGACGUACCGAUGUGUCCUGCUAGACUUUUUCUGGACAAAGCAUGCACUUCAAGCGCGAGCGUUGACAAAGGUUGUCAAGAUCUUUAACAAGAUUACUCACAAGGGGCCCAUGAGUAUUACUGCGGAUCCGGCCGAGUAUAGGGACAGGUUUAUGAAUAUGGUGGACGAGAUGGUUGUCGUGGGGUGA